Phycomyces blakesleeanus NRRL 1555(-) is the source of this 777-nucleotide messenger RNA. RefSeq lists its product as hypothetical. The record is from RefSeq and is a predicted model, not a curated record. The transcript is spliced from 4 exons. Bases 1 to 777 code for a protein of 258 amino acids. Gene Ontology annotation, cellular component: mitochondrion; cytoplasm. NCBI's taxonomy places the organism in Eukaryota, Fungi, Mucoromycota, Mucoromycetes, Mucorales, Phycomycetaceae.
AUGCCCUUCAACAAUUUUUCAAAUAACCAACAGUCAUGGUACUCUGUCUUUUGUUUCUUUACACCAGUCUAUUGCGAAGGACAGGAAAAAAAUGCGAUGAAUACCACUCCUGAAGAAUGGGCAGAUGACUUGGUCAAAUCUAUAUGGCGACCAGUUACCAUUGGAUUGGCGAUCGGCUUGCCCACAAUCUAUUUUAUAUCCACUUACCUCAUUGGCAAACGUUACAAAACAGUUGGCCACAUUCCACCCGAGGCAUUUGCCAGCAAACAAGUUAUUCGAGGCAGAGUAACCUCUGUAGGAGACAGUGACAAUUUUAGACUUUACCACACCCCUGGCUGGGGCUGGGGUUGGCUCCGCAAGAUACCCACCACUCGCAAAGACCUCAGGAAUCAAACGAUCCCUAUUAGAAUUGCAGGUGUAGAUGCACCCGAAGGAGCUCAUUUCGGUAUGCCAUCUCAGCCCUUCUCAGCCGAAGCAAAAUCAUUUUUGACAGCUAUGGUUCUCAAUAGAGAUGUAAAGGUGCAAUUAUUGAGUAGGGACCAAUACAGCCGAGUGGUUGCCAUGGCUUAUGUGCGCCGCCCUCCCUUCUUUCGUUCAAAGAAUGUUUCGGUCGAAAUGGCCAAAGAGGGACUGGCAAGCGUCUAUGUGGCCAAGGGAGCAGAAUACGCCAAUCUCUUACCAGAUCUCGAAAAAGCAGUAACAAAAGCAAAGAAGCAGCAAAAAGGAAUUUGGUCAUUAAAGGCCUAUGUAUCCCCCGAAGAUCACAAGGCAAAGUAA